Molecule: messenger RNA, 1223 nt
Organism: Cuscuta epithymum
Lineage: Eukaryota; Viridiplantae; Streptophyta; Magnoliopsida; Solanales; Convolvulaceae
Source: the annotation of a GenBank genome assembly
UGGCAAUAUCCAUAGGGCAUUAGGGCUCGUACAACCUAAAACGGAGUGACAUGAUCAAAUACGCCGACCCGCAUGUCAUUAAUAUCCAUUCCCAGGCUGAAAUCGGCAAUAUCAAAUCCCAAUUAACGAAAUUGCUUGGCUUCUACGUGUGGAGUUCGUCCAUGGAGAUGCCGAACACAGAUUUCAUCGGCGGAGAAAAAACAUUCAACUUCUCGAAUUUUGAUCCAUCAUCUUUGGAAGGAAAAACAAGCGAUGAUAGCAACCAUAGCACCAUAUCGAGCGAGGAAAUACCACCGGUGUCACAUGAAACAUUGGGAAGCGACGGCGACGACGACGCCGAAAGUUUCAACAGUGAGGAUUAUGCCGGAAGCAGGAGCGAGUAUGAGAGUGAAGAAGCUUGGAAGGAGACGAAGGUGUACAUUAGACGGUUGGUUGAGUCUCAGGGUUUUGAUGUCCCCCCUGUACCAGAUGGUAUCCAAUUUGGCGCAGUAUAUCCACUCUAUACAGAGGAGGCUUUGGAGGAGGAUUCUGAGGAGGACUCAGAGGAGGAUCCAGAGGAGGAUUCAGAUGACGAGGAUCAGUAUCCAUCUCAUUAUAGCUCCGUGAAGGAUUACACCUCAAUGGCCAUUGAUCAGUACAAUGCUGAUAACAAUGCAAAGUUGGAACUAGUGCGGAUCAAGAAAGUAAACUAUGGACUUUGUUGUGGUUACAAUUACUAUAUAACCAUCCUUGCCAAAGACACCAUUUCGGGAGAGGUGAAGACUCUUCAAGCCAAGGCUUACCAUUGCAUAUUCAAAGCAGAUAGAAGUUUGACUUUCGUGAGAUUGGCACCAGGACAGCAAUGAUUAGCCAAUUCAAGUCCGAAUGAGAAUAGUAAAUUUGAGCUGCUGGAGAAUGAUGUUUGAGCUGAUGCCAUUGAUCUGCAAAUGUUUUAAUUACUUGUGGUGCGAUAGUGUCUGAGCUGCAAAUAAUUGGAACUGCCCAUUGAUGUAAGCGAUAUAAGGAGAACUUCAAGGGUACUAUGGAGGAAUCUUGCUACUAUUAUAUUAUUAGUAUAUUAUUAUUAUUAUUAUUAUUAUUAUUAUUAUUAUUAUGAUUAUUAUUAUUAUUAUUAUUAGUAAAAUUAUGAACAUUACCACCACCGCACCACGGUCCACGGGUCUACCAUCACCAUGGGCAUCAUUGUUAUUAUUAUUGGUAGCGUCACCAUUAUUAUUAGAGCA